AUGGUUGACCCGUCGUCCAGCACACAAGCGUUCGAUAUCGCAAGAGCCUGGCUUGCUGGCCUUGAACAUGCCUCUAUUGCAGGAGACGUCAGUCUGUUUAUUGACCUUUUCACGCCAGAAGGCUGGUUCCGAGACCUCCUUUGCUUCUCCUGGGACUUCCGAUCCAUCUCUGGCAGGGACAAGAUUGCAGCGUUCCUCGCGGACGACGUCGACGGCACCCGCAGACUCGCAUCCGCUGGGCUCCACGACAUCGUGCUCGAUGAAGCGCUCAUGAAGGGCGUCCCACCGACGUUCCCGCUCCCUCCGGACGCAUCCGCGUGCGGCGUUCAGGCGGCGUUCCGGUUCUCGCUCCGCUCGCCAAACGCAUGCGGACGAGGAUGGGUCAAGCUCGUGCCGUUUGGUUCAGAGGGAGGGGGGAAGGCGAGCUCGGUUUCAUUCUCACUACACGAUCUUGCUGGGCACGAGGAGCCGACGGAGCGGCCGCGCGGGAUACCGGAGGAUCCGGAGCUUAUGGCGACGUGGGAGGAGAAUCGAGAGAAGGAGGAAGAGGCUAUUGAGCGCGAUCCGACCGUUUUAAUAGUUGGUGCGGGACACAAUGGACUUAUGCUUGCCGCACGUUGUCGGAGGAUGGGCUUGCGUGUCUUGAUCAUCGAGAAGACUCCCCGCGUUGGAGAUGUAUGGAGAAACCGCUAUCCUACACUAUCGCUCCAUCUGCCUGCGAACCUGAGCUCUUUUGUGUACCAGCCUUGGCCGAAAAACUAUCCUCAGUACAUCGGCCGUACACGACUCGCCAACUUUAUGGAGUCGUACGCUGCGCUCCAAGAGCUCCACGUCUGGACGUCCUCGACGGUCUUGUCGUCACCUGCGCCGUCGUAUGAUGAUGCGACGAGACGUUGGACCGUUGCCAUCAACCGUGCCGGUAACACCGUUACGCUGAACCCUAAGCAUCUCAUCCUCUGCACGGGGUGGGGAACACCGAAUAUUCCGAAAUGGCCGGGUAUGGACACGUUCAAGGGUGAACAUUACCACUCGGACUUCCACAAAGGUGCUAGCAAGUGGAAGGGGAAGCGUGCGGUCGUCGUCGGAGCUGGCAAUGCCGCUGCAGAUGUCAGUCACGACUUGUUCCGCUCAGGCGCUGAGGUCACCAUGGUUCAGCGAAGUGCCACCUGCGUCCACUCGACCAACUCGACAGGCGCCAAUUACAUCAAGGCGUUCCCCGAAGACCGAGACAUCGAGAUAUCGGAUCACGUCGCUAACGCCAUGUCACCGAUAAUGGUCAUACGGGCCAUGGAGUCCGGCGGUCUCGAAGCUCACAAGAGGAAUGACACCGAGCUGCACGCUGGGCUGACGAGCAAGGGCUUCCGCCUCACAUGGACGUACAACGGUAUAACGGCGGGUAUUCCUGGCUUUAUUAACGGAAACGUGGGGAGUGGAACUUUGCUCGACACUGGGUUCUGUAAGCUCAUCAUCCAAGACAAGGUCAAGGUGAAAUCUGGAUCCGGUAUUUCUCGCUUUGAGGAAGAUGGCUUGGUUCUCGAAGAUGGAACCAAACUUGCAGCCGAUGUCGUUGUUUUCGCAACUGGCAAUGUGCCUAUGAUAGACGGUGCCGUCGCUCUCUUGGGUUCAUCCAUCACCGAGAAGAUAGGGAACCGCAUUUGGGGUGUAGACUCCGUUGGCGAAUUGCGUCGCAUCGCCCGCCCGACGGGGCAACCCGGAUUGUGGUUCUUUGCGGGACCGUUGUACAACGCGAGGUACUACAGCAAGACUUUGGCGCUGCAGAUCCUUGCGGAGGAGUUGGGCAUCAAAGGACCAACACCUCCCGUCGAAGGUACUAGUCCUAGCGAGCGCUGUGGCUGUCGUUGA
Molecule: messenger RNA, 1863 nt
Organism: Coniophora puteana RWD-64-598 SS2
Lineage: Eukaryota; Fungi; Basidiomycota; Agaricomycetes; Boletales; Coniophoraceae
Product: FAD/NAD(P)-binding domain-containing protein
Exons: 13
Coding region: 1-1863 (620 amino acids)
Molecular function (GO): NADP binding; flavin adenine dinucleotide binding; N,N-dimethylaniline monooxygenase activity
Source: RefSeq, a predicted model, not a curated record